Molecule: messenger RNA, 2677 nt
Organism: Oryza sativa Japonica Group (Japanese rice)
Lineage: Eukaryota; Viridiplantae; Streptophyta; Magnoliopsida; Poales; Poaceae
Product: serine/threonine-protein kinase ATG1c
Biological process (GO): peptidyl-serine phosphorylation; autophagosome assembly; regulation of autophagy
Cellular component (GO): cytosol; phagophore assembly site; membrane
Molecular function (GO): ATP binding; protein serine/threonine kinase activity
Source: RefSeq, a predicted model, not a curated record
CCGCGAGUAGAGACCUGGCCCUCCUCCCCUUUUCUCUCUCUGUUCCGCGCGGCGAGAUAAUUCGGUUGCUUCUCCCCGCGGCCGCGGCGGCAUCUCUCCCGGCGGCGGCGGAGCUCACGUCCUUCGCGGCGAACUGCGCUCCAGGCAGCGGGACCAGAGGGGAUGGGGGACCGCGCCGCGGGGAGCGGCGGCGGGGGAGGGGGAGGAAGCGGCGUGCGGAGGGUAGGGGACUACGUGCUGGUGCGGCAGAUCGGGUCGGGGGCGUACGCGCGGGUCUGGCUCGGGAAGCACCGCACGCGGGGCACGGAGGUGGCCUUGAAGGAGAUCGCCGUGGAGCGGCUUAGCAGCAAGCUCCGCGAGAGCCUCCUCUCCGAGGUCGACAUCCUCCGGCGCAUCCGUCAUCCCAACGUCAUCGCCCUCCACGAGUCCAUCAGGGAUGGUGGGAAAAUAUAUCUUGUAUUAGAGUACUGUCGAGGUGGUGACUUACACUCAUACCUUCAGCAGCAUAAAAGGGUUUCUGAAACAGUUGCUAAGCAUUUCAUCCAGCAGCUAGCAUCUGGUCUGCAGAUGCUGCGUGAAAACAACGUGGUUCAUCGAGAUCUAAAACCACAGAACAUUCUUCUAGUUGCAAAUAAUGAAAAUUCCCUCUUGAAGAUUGCGGACUUUGGAUUUGCAAAGUUUUUAGAACCUUCUUCUCUGGCUGAAACACUUUGCGGUUCACCGCUUUACAUGGCUCCAGAAGUCAUGCAAGCUCAGAAGUAUGAUGCAAAGGCAGAUUUGUGGAGUGUUGGUAUAAUUCUAUAUCAACUUGUUACCGGAUCUCCUCCUUUUACCGGGGAUAGUCAAAUCCAGUUGCUGAGAAAUAUACUCAAUACACGAGAAAUACGAUUUCCAUCUGAUUGCGACUUGAGCCAUGGCUGCAUUGACUUAUGCAGAAAGUUACUGCGAAUCAAUUCAGUGGAACGCCUUACCGUUGAAGAGUUUGUGAACCAUCCAUUUCUCGCUGAACAUGCUUUGGAGAGAACCUUGAGCCGGACACCAUCGGACAUAAGAGAUGGCUUUCCAUUCAUUAAUAGCAGUCCUACGAGACCUUCAAGCCAAAGUUCUCAGGAAGAUUGUAUGCCUUUUCCUUUGGAUGAUGAGUCAACUGGACAGGAUGAAGGUCCUGUUUCUGAUAGUAAGAGUGCAAUAAAAUCCUAUGGGUUUGCCACGAGUAAAAGGCUUGAUAAAACUUCAGGUCAGAGUCCAACGAAACAUUCAAGUCUGGUCUCUAAAUAUAUUAGGGGAAAUAAUUACGCAUCUAGUAGUCAACGCCUGGACCAUCCUAGGAGAAUCAAGGAAAACAAGGGUGAUGAAGGGCACAACCCUAAAGGUGGUUAUCCAGAAGAUUCCCCUAUCAUUGAUUCAUUAGAGUUUGUAGAUCAGGAAUAUGUCUUUGUGCACCCAGAGGGAUCCUCCUCUUCGAUGAAUGACUCCCGACAGCGCACCAUGCCAUCAAAACUUGACAGUUCUUCUCUUUCACCACCGAAGUUAUUAACUGCUGUGAGUGCACCAAGGCCAAUACAUGGCAUGGCAAUUAACAGACAGCAAUCUGGUGGAACUGGUAGCUUGGACAGUCACUGCUCUCCAGUAUCUGGUACUUCACAAGGAUCUGCAGAUCUCAACGAUGCUAUGGAUCAACCACCAUCUGAUUGUCUGACCAGGGUUAGAUUAUUGGAGCAGUAUGCGUCUACCAUAGCAGAAUUGGUGAAAGAAAAGAUUAAAGAUGCCAAGCACUUAGAGGGAUUCUCGAUUCAGCUAGUUGUUCUUGCAACCUGGAAGCAAGCAAUUUACAUCUGCACUUCUUAUGCAUCUUCUGCCACAAGAGAGAAUCCUUCCCAUGAUGUCACCGCGAAGGGUUUUGGCUCAAAUGCUCCCCAUUUGCUUGCAAACUCUCAACUGUUAUAUGAUACAUGCAUGGAGAUAGAGAGUCAGUUUUUGGUUCAAAUGGAAUAUGCUGAAGAACUUGCCAACACUAUAGGACAGACAGUUGAUGCUACAGAAAUGCCAGAUGCGAUAGAAAUCAUAUUUCAGACCGCGCUUAACCUGGGAAGACAUGGUGGUGUUGAUGAGAUGAUGGGGAAAUCAGCAUCUGCCAUGGUGCUGUACUCGAAGGCAGUAUCCAUGCUGCGCUUUCUCCUGACUGAGGCACCGUCACUCGCCCUGAACCCCGCUCUGUCCCUAACAAGAGAUGAUCGACGCCGCCUGCGCACAUACAUUGAAGCCGUUAACGCUAGGCUCGUCCCGUUGCAAUACCAGCGGCACUGACCGCUCACCUGUACAAUAUUCUUUCAUCCUGUACAUAUAUUCGUUGGCCCAAACGAGGGCGUGUAAGAUAUGUCAUGUCUGAGAACGUGCUCCGAUUAGGGAGAAGUAGCGAAAAAUCCAGUGUAACUUGCCCAAACUGCCUACUGUAACGUGAGCUCGGUGUGCUUGCAUGGUACGCCUGAUUAUCAGGCAGCUCAGGUUGGCAGCUGAAGGCCCGACCAUGGUCGUUUGUGGACAUGUAAAGCAGACUGCUACCUCGAUGGUUUGUUCAUUAAAAUUUGGGCUUUUACACUGCAUAUGUUGUCCAAGUCAUCGUUGAUUUUGAGUUGUGCUGUCUAACUUGUCCAAGUCCUGUUAAUUAUGAAUUGAA